Messenger RNA from Pocillopora damicornis (cauliflower coral), 1459 nucleotides. RefSeq lists its product as uncharacterized. NCBI's taxonomy places the organism in Eukaryota, Metazoa, Cnidaria, Anthozoa, Scleractinia, Pocilloporidae. The record is from RefSeq and is a predicted model, not a curated record.
ACACUAGCGCACGCGCAAAAAUCAAUAUCGCCAUGUUGACGAGCCGGUGCAUACGUUCGAUUUCCAAGCUCUCUUCCUCAGCGCGCCUUGUGCGCCAUGCCUCAAGACUUCAGCAAGGAAGCUGUAAAGAAGGGAUUAAUGUACAGAUUGGAUUAUUAGGUAGAUCGUCCCCGGGUGGUCAGUGCUUAGCUGCACAAGGCAAGUUUGGCAAGCGCUUCACCAGGAGUAUUUAUGCGACAACAGUAGCAGCUGAUUUUGCCAGGAUACCAGAGAUGAUGGCUAACAGUCUAAUUGAAGCUGCUGGAGUUGAUGCUGGCGUAGCUGAUGAUGAUGACGAAAUGACGAGUUCGGUAAAGAAGGGGAAACAUAGAAGGAUCAAUUGUGGCUGGUGUAGCUGAUGACGAUGAUGAAAUGACAAGUUCAGUAGAGAAGGCGCAACACAUAGAUUAAUCAUGGUUAUUAACAAAGGAUAAAGUGACAGUGAAAUGUGAUGGGAAGCUUUGUCAAGCACUGUUUUAAAGUUUAGGUUCAUAAGGAAGACCCUGCACAAUUCUUUUGCCUAUCCUGAGAGCCUCAGCUUUCUUUUUAAUCUCAUUUUAUCAAACACUUUUUUUAGCCUUUGGCGAAAGUAUGAGAAAGGAGUUUCUAAAUUUCCAAUGUAUGUUUAGACAGUUUAAGCUUGCUGAUAUAAAAAAAGCUGUUGUGUGUGUAGUCAUAUUUUCAAAACUCUGCUCUGAUAAGCACUGAUAAGACUUAUAAUUUUGCUAAUUUAAUGGAAUUUACAUGAAACCAGAACUAGCUCAAGAGAUUGAACUCCACAGGCUUCAGAUGUUCUUUCCUGAAGAGCAAUAAGCUUCUUCAUAACAUUCAUACAGUUAUUUUUGUUUUGUCUUUUUUAUAUCUUGUCAUUUCAGCAGUUGUUGACAGAUGAAAUCUUGAAUCACCUGAUUAGGAGAGAAUGUGUAGUCUUGCAUUGAGACUUGUGCUGGUAAAUUUCUGUUACAUACAGGUGUGCUGUGUUGUGUUUUUAUACCCUCAAGCCUUUUUGUUGAAAGCUUUUUUUUCCCUUUUCUUCCUAUGCCAGUCUACUGGAAUGUUGAUGAUCAGUAAUACUAGAGUAACUGGCAUGAGUGCUUUUCAUUUCAGGGAAACUGAACUUCUGGUACCUCAAUAGUGUAUAAUAACAAAAAGUUACAUGUUUUAAAUUUUUCUCACAAGAAAGUUUUGGUUGUUUGAAGGGCACUAAUAGACUGAAAACUGUAUCUACCUAAUGAAAUUUUGUCUGGGUUGUUUUAUUAAUACAAAACAAAGAAAAACUUGUAGUUGUGUGGUUUAUAGGGAAUUUAUGAAUGAGCAUGGAGUCUCACCAACACAUGACAUGGGAUAAUGUGUCCAUGUAAAUCGCUGGUUUUGUAUAACCCUCGUUAAACUGAAAAUAAAUACAACACUUUCUUUGUGA